Chaetomium strumarium is the source of this 2021-nucleotide messenger RNA. Its product is annotated as P-loop containing nucleoside triphosphate hydrolase protein. Gene Ontology annotation, cellular component: eukaryotic translation initiation factor 2 complex; cytosol. Gene Ontology annotation, molecular function: tRNA binding; translation initiation factor activity; GTPase activity. Bases 248 to 1786 code for a protein of 512 amino acids. The transcript has 3 exons. The record is from RefSeq and is a predicted model, not a curated record. Gene Ontology annotation, biological process: formation of translation preinitiation complex. NCBI's taxonomy places the organism in Eukaryota, Fungi, Ascomycota, Sordariomycetes, Sordariales, Chaetomiaceae.
GGAUGAGUCGCAGGCUUGUUGACUGCACACGAAAUUCGUGAGAAAUAUCGACUUGCAGUCAUACUUCGACAACGGUCUUCUCGCAGACAGACACUCCACUGUUUCCGGCCGCCGACGUCGAGAAUUCAUCGCACCUAUCCAUCUCUGAGUCGAGCAUCGCGACCUCGCCAAAGCCGACCGAAACCCAUCAAGGGAAAAUACUUCAAAGAGGAGGGGCCCGAAAAAAUCGUUACCCCGCGGAUUCACCAUGGCGAGCAACGGCGACAAAUUCGGCAACGACAUCGAGUCCGAGUCUGACUCCGGAAACGAGUCCCAGGUUGAGCAGCACGACUCGGACAACGAGAUCAACGAGAAGCCCCUCAAAAGCGCUCUCAAGAAGACAGAGCCCGCGCCCGCGGUUCAAAGACCGCCACUGCCGCCCCAGACAGACCCCAAAGAUCUUGACGUCAAGGCCCUGAAUCCCCUGACGCCCGAGAUCAUUGCGCGGCAAGCGACCAUUAAUAUCGGCACCAUCGGCCAUGUCGCUCACGGAAAGUCGACAGUGGUGAAAGCUAUUUCUGGUGUCCAAACCGUUCGUUUCAAAAACGAGCUCAUCCGAAAUAUUACCAUCAAGCUUGGCUACGCCAACGCCAAAAUUUACAAGUGUGACAAUCCGGAGUGCCCUCGGCCAACAUGUUAUCGGAGCUACAAGAGCGAGAAGGAGGUCGACCCUCCUUGUGAACGGGAAGGAUGCUCCGGGACAUACAGGCUACUGCGUCACGUUUCAUUUGUGGACUGCCCCGGGCACGAUAUUCUGAUGAGCACCAUGUUGUCAGGUGCCGCAGUCAUGGACGCUGCGUUGCUUCUUAUUGCCGGCAAUGAAUCUUGUCCACAACCGCAGACGUCCGAACACUUGGCGGCUAUCGAGAUUAUGAAGCUCGACAAGAUCAUUAUCCUCCAAAACAAGGUCGAUCUCAUGCGGGAAGAGGCCGCCAAGCAGCACUACGAGUCCAUUCUCAAGUUCAUACGAGGUACUGUGGCUGGCAAGUCGCCUAUCAUCCCCAUCUCGGCCCAGCUCAAGUUCAAUAUCGAUGCUAUCAACGAUGCUAUUGUCAACACGAUCCCUAUCCCUCCUAGGGACUUCUCGCAGGAUCCGCACAUGAUUGUCAUCCGGUCUUUCGACGUCAACAAACCUGGUGCCGAGAUCGAUGAGCUCAAGGGUGGUGUCGCUGGUGGUAGUAUCUUGCACGGUCUCCUGAAGCUUGGUGAUGAAAUCGAGAUCAGGCCCGGUAUUGUGUCUCGUGACGACAAGGGUAACCUAAAGUGCACGCCUAUCUUCAGCCGCAUUGUCUCUCUCAACUCGGAGGCCAAUGACCUGAAGUACGCCGUCCCUGGUGGCCUGAUUGGUGUUGGUACCCGCAUCGACCCUACCCUCUGCCGUGCCGAUCGUCUAGUUGGUUUCGUUCUGGGUCUCAAGGGUCGCCUGCCCGAGAUCUACAGCGAAAUCGAGGUCAACUUCUACCUCCUCCGCCGCCUGCUCGGUGUACGGACGGCAGACGGCAAGCAGGCCAAGGUCGACAAGCUGGCCAAGAACGAGGUCAUCAUGGUCAACAUCGGUUCGACCUCGACCGGUGCCAAGGUUGUGGCCAUCAAGAAGGACGCCGCCAAGCUCCAACUCACGAGCCCGGCAUGCACGAACAUUGGCGAGAAGGUCGCUCUCAGCCGACGUAUUGAGAAGCACUGGCGUCUGAUCGGCUGGGCUACUAUCGCAGCUGGUGUCACGCUCGAGCCUAGCACCUCCAAAUGAGAUAUCCCUUCGACGAGGGCAGUGAGAAUCCAUGAGUUUAUGAAGGAUCAGGGGAUUGAUUUACAUGUGGCUCUUUAGUGACGAGUUGGUUGCGAGCUGGACAGAUGACCUUGGGCGGGGAGAUCACGCAUAGCAGACCAAGGAUGUGGUGGGCACCAGCAUAGUCUAAAGCCCUGUUAUCUUCAUGCGAUCACUGGUAGAUGAAAAAGGAAACGGAGCCUCGGGUCUGUAGACA